AUGCGCAUAGAAGCCUCAACGAAACUUUUAGUCGCCGGCGUUGCGGCGGCGAUGGCUUUGGAGACCGAAGCUGCUGGGCUCGUCGAGAGGAGCCAAACACGGUUUACGCAGUUUCCCGACAAGGUCCUGAAACGAUGUGACGAGUGUUGUCCCAUUACUAUCCGGACCAUCAUGACUACUAUUCUGAGCACCUUGUACACCACGAUAUAUCAAGACAGGACGACAUAUGUCACCGCGGUAGAGCACGACAUCUCGACCCAGAUCGAGUACACUACCAAGUACAUCACGACUACUGCGACUCAAGCUUACACGAUGUCAUUCCCCGUGACUGUGACCAAGACCAUUGGUUGUACGAAUCAACCGAUCCGGCGUGGCCAUGAUUCGGAUGCGAAAAACAAGGAGCCGGCUCUCAUUCUGAAAGAGCGUACAGAUGGCUGUCGAACUAUCACGGUGACGGAAUGGGCAACGACGACGGCCACCGAGUUCGUGACUGAAAUCCAGUCCAUCGUCGCAACUCGAACCCUGCCCGUCACCAUAUCUCUGUUGUCGACAGUGUAUGACUAUACGACAGCGUGGGUGUCCACGACGCAUGUCUUCACCACAACGGUUGUCAGUGAGCGUCCUGUCACCAUCACCAAAGACAACACAAUCUACGCAACAACAUCGACCACCAUCUACACUACCUUGGUAACAACAGUGACGACCAGCUACCCCGUCGUCUCUUCCGUCCCCAGGACUGCCACGCAAACGGUAACAGCUUCUGAUGCAGAAUCUGUGACAGUCUCCAAGCCCGCCGACCAAACCGUGACAGUCUCUGCGCAGCCAAGCGGGAUCACUCUUCCGGGACUGACACCAACUUUGCCUGGAUCAACCGUCCUGACAACUGUCACAAAGACACUCCCUCCCUCCGCCAUCACGGUAACACAGGAGCGGGAAACAACGACCGUCACCCAGCCUGCGUCCACCGUGACCGAGGUCAGGACCGAGAUCAGGACCGAGACACUACCGCCGUCCAUUGAGUCAUUACCAGCCAGCACUGUAACCAUGACGCCAAUCCUCCAUGUUAGCCUCUGUCCGGCUCCUACCGGAGCUGCAGCGCCACUACAGCCAGACUCGGACCUCACGUUCGGCUGCAAGCCGGGCUACGUGUGCGAUCCUCCCAAGCCGUACGGCUGUAACCUGUGGCCAGAUCCACCCGCCGACAACUUUCUCUGCAACCCUCGCCACUGCGUUCCCUCUCCGUCGUUUACCAAGGUCACAUGGGAUCAGUGCGAGACCAGCUACUAUCCCCCGUCAAACGGGUACUUCAACCUCAACCCCGAGGCAUUCGGCCUCUCCUACGACAUCUUCCAAUACAACAUCUAUCAGCAGGUCGUCGAUGGGCGCACCGCAACCGUGACGACGGGAAACUGGGACUCGCAAGCGUCGCUGACCCAGUGGCCGAGGCAAACAACCCAGCCGCCGCUGGCCAUGCGCAGGCGAACAGCACCGGAAAAGGACGAGAGGAAAGGCUGCCGUUCCUACAAGAGAGGCAUAACCCCUUCGAUAUGCUUCGACGACUGCAACAACGCCUAUAUAAUUGCCCUAGCGAUCGGGAAAACCGACAAGCUGUGCGAGGAGCAUUCCUCCUUCCAAGAUAGCUACAGCAGCUGCGCGCAAUGCGUUCUCGCCAACGCAAACAACGCGUCGCGCGCAAUCAUGGACUAUGUGAGACCCGAGUUUGCUCAGUUCCUCAACUUCUGCAACGGCAAGAGCCCAAUCAGUCCAUCUUCCGCCGCCUUUGAAGCGCCGCAGCCCAUCGUCACGCAGCUACCAGCGUUUAAGACGAGAACCCAAGCAGACACCCGUGGUCCUGGGUUCACUGCCGUGAGCUCCAGACUAAGGGCAAGCCCAAGCCAGGUCUCCUAUUCAAAUCCUGCCUCCUCCUUCUCCACCGCCGCGGUGUCGUCCGCGCGCCUCCCAACUUCUCCCCGCCAACAAAGCACGGCUCCCGCAACCCAUCCCGGCAAGGUGGCCGCAUUAUCCUCCUCUGCUGCCGUUACCAGCAACGCCAUCACAACCGAAGCAUCCGCGGAUCCCGUGACCUUUGAGGCAGGUACCAGCGCAGAUGCAAGUACAACCACGACGAGCCCGGUCACGUCAAGCUCCCGAAACAUGGAUGCCGGCUCGUCCCAAACCCCGGCACGCACUCCUAUCCAAGCGACUCCCGCGACAGGUGUUACUGAGAGCAGGCGACCUGGCACUGCGGCGACGUACCCCUCGGUCAAUGUUACCAGCCAGUCUUUGGUUUCAGCCGUUCCAACCGCCAGCGCAUGCCGAAUCUCUGGGCACCACUUAGUUUCGUUUGCAUUCGUCACGGCGUUGAGCUCGCUUAUGUUUUGA
Ustilaginoidea virens is the source of this 2382-nucleotide messenger RNA. RefSeq lists its product as uncharacterized. The record is from RefSeq and is a predicted model, not a curated record. The transcript has 5 exons. The coding region runs from base 1 to 2382 and encodes 793 amino acids. NCBI's taxonomy places the organism in Eukaryota, Fungi, Ascomycota, Sordariomycetes, Hypocreales, Clavicipitaceae.